GAACAGCUCAAUCGGAUAGACGCGUAACUACAACAAUGAUAAAGCAGCAGGUGUUGGUGUAUCUCGAGUGAUAACUUCAGGAGCGGCAUAACUUAGUAGUACUAGUGGGCUACAUGUGGCAAUAAAUCCAGGUCUUUUGUAGCCAAGUCAAGCUCGAAUCCUCCCACCACCAUGGUGCUCUUCCUAAACAUCAACAUCGGCCAGCGGGUGGAGGUGUACUACAAGGGUCAGAUCUUUGCAGGGACCGUCAAGUACAAGGGGGGACUGUCCAACGUCAAGGGGGACUGGGUGGGAGUUGACCUGGACGAGCCCGUUGGAAAGCAUAGUGGGAUCUUCAAGGGCAGAGAGUACUUCACGUGCACACCAAAGCAUGGGAUAUUCAUCCAUCCAUCAAGGAUAAGAUUCACUCCUCUAAAAAGAAACAUAUUUGACACAUACAGGAGUGUUAGUCCGAGCUCCUACGUAGAUGAGACUUUGUUCAGGUCAUCAUCAGUGCCUAGAGCGACUGGCCCAUAUGACCCGGUGUCUGUGUCAGACACGUUUACCAGGCUGGCAUCAGCGGGAUUUGAAAAUCCAAGUGCUUCCUGGCACGCCGGCAAGAAAUGCCUUUCCAAGUCCGAUUCCUUCAGCUGCAGUCCCACGCCGUCUUUCAAUCUCAGUCACUCCGUCGGAAGGGCCUUCACGCCAAAGAAGCCGCAGCGGCCCAAGUCGGCCAUGGAACUCUCCAGCAGGGGUGGCAAUUGGGGCGUGGAUGGAGGUGGGCGGUGCACCUCCCCACUGCGGAGGUUCCAUAGCCGGGCUGACUCCCCAUUCAUCAGCCGGCCGGCCGUUCCCAAGACCCACAUGCCUGCCGAGGCCCUGCGGCUGCAGGACAUGCGAGGCUGGGCCUGUACGCCCAAGCCACGCGAGUGGGCACUUUGAUGAUGAAGAAAACACAAACUCAGGAGAAACUUCUUCAGGUGGACAAAUAGCUAGAUGAAACACUGGUACCUAGAUUAUUUCAGCCAAGGAACUGGUUCCAAAUUGUUGAAGUUUUGGAAACAGUGACAUGGUUUUACACUAACAUAACACAACUGGCAUACAAGUAUUAAUGUUGCUUAUUCUGUUUCACUAGUCUGUGCCAAAAGAGUGACACUAGACACCAAAUGAUUACUUUUCAAUGUGAAAAAUAGUUUUCAUAAAAAUCAUCUUGUUCCAUUUUACUUACUUUCUUUCUGAAGGUUUUUUCCUCCCUCAAAAAUAUCAUUAAGUGUGCAAGGUCUGGCCCCGUUAUUUGAGGCACUCUCGUCAUCAAAUUAUGUUAAUACAGCUUGAAACUUGGAGUACCAAACGAAAGCCACGAGUCCAUUUCAUUAAGCUGCUGUUCCCAAAUAUGCUCAACAGAGACGAACCUGCUAAGCGUAAUCGGAUUACCGGCCCAAAAUGCAAUGUGGUAUAGACAGUGUGACUGGUAUUUGGCAUGUUUCUUCUUAGUGCAAAAUACAGGAGCUUCCAAAGAUAUGGAGAACAGUUCAGCAGGUGGGGAACUGGACUUCCAAUACAACAGACAAAACAAGAGAGUUACGUUCAGCACUGAAGGUUCUGGAAUACCGUUAACUGUAAAAGGAAAAUCAUGUUCAACAAUAUUGAACCAAAAGUUCACAACUGUGUGGCACUAAACUUGAUUUAAUAUAAAUAAAACUUCAAGGUAAAUAUCUUAAGCUGGUCAAGUUAACUUUGACAACGUACGUGUUAGUCUUGGUUUCAAGAUGUUGAUGUUCGUGUUGACCUGCCAUCACAAGAGGGCACUAUUAUGACGAACCACAAUCGCCCACAAACCGUGAGGGUGACCUAAACAGUUUGUCGUGAUAAUGCACAUCAACAGCUAUCUUGAAUUGAAACCAAGACUACAUACAUGUAUAACUGUAUGAUUGUACUUUUCAGUAAAAGCUGUGGAACGACCUAAAAUAGGGACGGCGACCAUUUAGACCCGGUUUGAAAAGGCCCCCCCCGGUAGCCCGACCUGUAUAAUGCCUGCCCGGUAUUC
This is a messenger RNA of Acanthaster planci (crown-of-thorns starfish), 2026 nucleotides long. RefSeq lists its product as uncharacterized. Gene Ontology annotation, molecular function: microtubule plus-end binding. NCBI's taxonomy places the organism in Eukaryota, Metazoa, Echinodermata, Asteroidea, Valvatida, Acanthasteridae. Gene Ontology annotation, cellular component: cell cortex; nucleus; microtubule plus-end. Gene Ontology annotation, biological process: cytoplasmic microtubule organization. The record is from RefSeq and is a predicted model, not a curated record.